Staurois parvus is the source of this 276-nucleotide messenger RNA. NCBI's taxonomy places the organism in Eukaryota, Metazoa, Chordata, Amphibia, Anura, Ranidae. The record is from the annotation of a GenBank genome assembly.
UUAUGGUAGGAUGUAACCAGGGCGGACUGACCAUUUGGAAACUCGGACGCUGCCAGAGGGCCCCGGGGGUCAGUAGGGGGCCCCAUGAGAUGCACCUGGUACCUUUUUUCAUAGGCUUUUUUGAGUUUGGGCAAGGACACAGGGGCCCCAUGGUCCCCUAUUGCCCGGGGGCCCCGUGAGUUGUCAGUCCGCCCCUGGAUUCCGCCCCUGGGUGGGGGCGAGUGUGUCCCCCAGGGCCGUCUUGCUGAGCAGGCUCAGAGCUCAGGCUGGAUCUGU